GUACGGAUGAGAGGAAAAUUGGCUAAGGUCUCCCUGACAGAGUGAAUAGAGUUGGAAAGAAGGAACCUACAAGGCCCAGUAGGGUGCAGAGCCCUGUGGGACGGGAUGGUGGGGGAGGGGCUGUGGUUCCGCCUGCUCCUCCUCUGUCCCCUCCCCCGCCCUCAGGAACCGUUUGUGACAAGGCCACUGCUCUGUGAUGUGGGCCUGCUGUGCUGUGCCCAAGCACAGGCUCAGAGGUCAGUUGCCUGAGGGCAGCAGUGCGAUUCAGAUGAUGGAGAGUCCUCUCCUGUGUCUGAAAAGCGUUCUAGCUACCUGGCUGAGCUCCAGCUCCACUUCCUGGGUGCCUAUCACCAUCGGAGGCAUCCUGUGGGGACUGGGGCUCUUCCUUCAAUUACUCCCCUUCUUUGCAAGUGAUCCAUCCUCAUCACUACCAUCUAAAAAACAUGGAAACAUCAGGAAGGUAAGGAACCCUUGGCCCAGACCCAACAGAAUGUGGUUCUCUCUUUUCUCUCUUUACUUCUGCUUUUUGGAGUCAGCUGUAGAGGCUCCUGGGAUGGGAAAGAAGAGAUCAUCUCUUCUCAGGAAAGAAUACAAGAUCCUCCUUCUAGGCAUAAGCCAGGCCAGGCACGAGUUCUGGCAGGAGGAUCUAGCCAACGACCCUAGACAGGGGCCAGGUGGCUAAAGGGCUCCAGGCCAAAAUCCCAAACCCAGUGGCCGGUGGCUGAGGCCCAGAUCCUAAGAAUCUGAUGUCUGCAGGAGGACAGGCCCCUGAGCACUGAUUUACCAGCUGCCUUCCUAGGGCAGGGGUCUAGGGCGAGGCUUCGUCCAGGCUGACCCGAGGGCAGUGCUGAGCCCGCAGUGCCUCUGAGCAGGGGCUGCAGUGGGGCGUUGGCCUCGGGAGGCACAGUGCGGCCUGACGGAGCUCAGAGGGGCCUGUAGGUCUGAGCACGUGUGUGUUUCUUGAGGAGAGAAAUCCACUGACGCAAGAAAGCCAGGGCGGGUCCCACACAGAAAAUCCUUCUUUACAUUCUUCAAGGAAGGAAAAGGGAAAAUGUUCUUAUCUAUGUCAAAAAUGAGUACAAGGACAGGACACCUCCGGGCCUGUUAGGUAAAUGUAGCAAGUCCUGUGUAUAGACACCGAGCCUCUGCAGCUUGUCUAUGGAGGUGAGUGAGACUUGGUCCCAGCCUGUCAUGUUUUUGGUCCCUCAGCAUCACUUGGAGCCAAAUGGAAAGAAAAAGUAUAAAAAAAGAAGUGGAUCUCUGAAAGGUGAGCUUCUGUCAGCCGGCCCUGCCCACCCGAGUCAGCCUGUCUCUCCCGCUGGAGGGCCCAGCUACACGACGCCCCUGAGGAUGGUGUUGCCCAGCACGGACGCGGUGGGCUGGAGUGGACCAAGAGUGUCCGGAUUGGGAAGGGGGGACUCCAGGUCCACGUGCGGGCAUUUAACUUCCCUAAGGUGCCUCUGUGAGGUGGCCCUUGCCAUGUCUCCCCCAGAGGGUGGCUGUGAGGGCCGCAGCAGGCAAUGGAUGUCGAAGCACUUUGCAAGUGGCAAAGCGUUCCCAGUCACGAGUCUUGCCAUCGCCGUCAGGGAUCCUGUGGCCUUGGACUCUGAGGCUUGGGCUCCAGGCUCUAACCUCCCCAAUGUCUCCCCUAAAGGGAUGUAGCCCUCAGUCUCCUAUAAGACACCUAGGUCCCUGCCUUCCCCACGAUGACCCCGUCUUCCGCUUUCCAGCUUGCAGGGAAUUCCUUCGUGACCUGGGAGAGAUUAAGGACCUGUUACUUCUUCUGAGAAGCCGCGUGAGGAGGCUCCUUGACAACGGUGACUCUCAGAUGUCAUCGCAAGAGCAGCCCAGUGAGGGGUCCGAAGCAGAGCCUGCGGGAGCCCAGUGGCCGUGCGGGGAGCCUGAGGACAGCACUGCUCCUGCCGUGGGCCCUUCGGCUCCCUUGGCUCCUCCGGCCACACGCUCUCCACCUCUGGCCUCCAGCUGCUCACCAGGCCUGCUAACGUCCAAAGUUGGUGUCCAUUCAGACUCGUCCCGGAGUGACUCUCAGCCACCAGAGCCUCUCCCACGUACUCCUUCCCCUUCCCCACCAAAUUCCACGGAUUCAGAGCCUUGCCCUCCACCUCCAAUGGCUUCCUUUGUCCCACCACCAAGCUCCACUCCGACUCACACUCAGCGUGACUCAAUGGCACUCUGCCUAGGCACCCUCCCAUGGAGCUCGGCCCCAUAUGCACACUGGCUGGCUUCUCACACCCGAGUCAUCUCAGGCGUUGGUCGCGCAACCUCGCCCGUGCCAGCCCCUUCCAGGUGUCAGGCAGAUGGCAAAGCCUGGAGCCGCUCGACCUCCUCACGAUCCAAGUCGCAGCAAGAACACCUGCCCCAACACCCACCAGAGGUCUCAUUCUGGGGACACCCCACAGACAAACAGGUAGAGGCUUGUAGCCCCUCAUUUGUCAACCCUGACACCCAGAAGCUGCGGGAGACACUGAUCAGCAGGAGAACAGAGCAGAAGAUGAGGAAGGAGAACGAAAAGGGAGAUGGGUCAGACCACCGCCUGAAUUCUUUGGGGACUGUGAAGUCCCUGGGUGAGAGCACAAAAGGCAAACCAGAGCAGCUGGCCAGUCAUGGAAAGCCCCCAGAUACUAAAGAUUUGGGGGUCCAUUUACAGCAGAAAUGCGAACAGUUCUUCUGGGGUAUCCCCUUUCUACACAGCGAGUCGCUGGAGGCUAAUGCCAGGGAAUCUGGUUCCCAGCACGAUAUUCGCUCUGUCUCUUUCAAUGGACACUCUUCUGCCUUCCCAUUCCGAUUUCAGGCUACACGCACAGUAGGGCCACGCAUUUCACCAACCCAACCCCUGCCUCAGCCUGUGGCCCCAUCCCAGCCCUUGUAUCAGCUUGCGGCCCCAUCCCAGGUCCUGCCUCAGCUUGUAGCCCCAUCCCAGCACAAUCUGGAAUGUCAUACUGUGGAGAAGCAGCGAGAAAGUGAGCAGAAGACCUUACCUCCUAUGCUUCAAAAAGCUCAAGUCUUCAGCCCAGUGAGUCCCCUCCCUGCCCCCUCACCUACGUAUGAGGAAAUCCAGAAGACCCUGGGAGAGACCCUACCUGAUGAUGGCCACGCAUCCUCAGAGGCCCCUCUGACCACACAGGUGAGCAGGCCACCUGCGCAGACCUCCACGUGCAUGUCUGUGGCCAGAAUGUGGCACAGCGAGAUGGCCGUGAGGGCCCACAGAGCCAGCCUGGAGCUGCACCCAGGUGCAGCCACGGCCAGCAGUGAGUCAGGUGGGGAGGGUGGAGGCUGGGCCGCAGGAGUCCCCCACUGCAGGAUCACAGUGUUGGAGGGCAGCACUGGGUCCCCUUCUUCAAGUGCUGAUGAAGACGGGGAGUCGGUGGUGGCUGAGGAGGCCUGUGCUUAGAAUGUCACCUUGAAAUCCAGUGUGCCGGCCAGCUCCCAAAUUACUAAUGUGGAUCUGAGGAGAUCAGGGACUCCAGGGACAAAUAAAAUCCCAACACUGCCAAGUGAAAAGGGUGCGAUUCAGGAUCCGGAAGAGCCACGGCCUGAUGCACAGCACAGUGACUCUGAGCUCCGCGAGAAGGUAGCGUCUGGGAAGCAGCCUGCGGACAGCGGCCCUGCUGAGCUUCUUCAGGACUGCGACGCUCCCGCGCUCCCGCAGCACUCCCGGGCGUUUCUUGCCGCAGACGGUUCGGAUUCUCAGAGCUCUCUGUGCAGCUCGCAGAGCACAUCAACUGGGGACACAUCAGCUGUGCAUGUGUCAGGUGACAUCAUGUUGAGUAGAUGGGCCUCACAUCAGAGCAGCCAGGGGCUGCAGGGGUCCUGGAGACGGGAGGAGCCAGAUCAGAGCCAGAGCAAGAUGGCUGUCCCUGCUGGUGAGGAAAAGCACUGUAGGAGGUCCAGCCAAGGAGAGCAGGAGAAAAGAUCAGCAGAACCGAGGGCCUCCCAGGACAAUGGGAUGCUAAAUAAGGAUAAGGAAACAGUAGAAUCCUUAAGAAGCAAGUCCUGCCAGCUGGGACAGAAGGAGGAACAGGCUCCUCCAGAAAGCCACCUCACAAAAAAGACACAGCACGUUCCGCGGGGGAUUUUCUGCAGUGAACUUCCCCAGCAAAAAGGCAGGCCUCCGUCAGCCACUGCCCAGAGCCAGGGACAAGACAAUAGCAGAUCUGCUCCAGACAGCGCGGCUGCUGAGGCUCAGGGGAUCGCGACAGCCUCGUCCCCUGUGGGACGGAUCCUAGGCGAGAAAAUCAAACUUCAAAAUGGACGUCCUCCCUCGGAGUUAAAUUGGCACAAAGGGCAAUUCCAGGCUCCCGCAGGAGAACAUGGUGCCACAGACUUCUGGUACCACAGGCUUCUCUCCUAUGAAGAGCAAGGGAGGGCGACGAGACAGAAAGCCUGCAAUCUACAGGCCACCCUGAAGGGCCACAGCAGUGCUGGCAAGAGCAGGCUGGCCAGAGACAAGGACGGCAACAGGGCCUUCCCACCCCCGUGAGCUGGGGUGCCCGGUCAGGCCCAGCCAGCACGGGCCAAGGGCGGCAGGUGCCUCAGCCUGCACCCUCCACUGCCCAAGGCAUCCUAUGAUUCAGAGAGAUGUGCCAUCUGUUCAGCGGGAGCGGGGUUUCAUGUGUUUCCUGGGACAACUUUUCUUCAAGAAAAGAUCCAUAUAGUGUGAAGAAAACUUGGUUUUCCUUACGUCAGCACAUCCCCUUAGUGCUGAUGGAUUCUUCCUACCUCAACUUCCAUCAUUUCCCAAAAUACAUGCUUUUCUCUCAGGAGAGGUGGUGGCUUCUGUCUGUGCCCUGCUGGGGGAAGGGAAGGAGUCAGGGUCCGCUCUUCCCACGCAGCCACCGUGGCUUCCCGAGAGGUGGAAAUGGAGGUUGAGGAUGCCUGUGGUGUGGCAUGCCCACCUGCACCCCUUGCCCUCGAUGCACCUUAGGUUUCCAUGAGAGCCUCAUUACAAAACAAAAGCAUCUGGACUUGAGAAGAUGAGGAAAACCUGUAAGAUGCCCCCCAACCCCAGGAUCUGGCUCAGCCGGCCCCACUGCUUGCUCUUGGGCAGCUGUGAGGGAGACGUUUAAAGAGGCUGAAAUUCCCCUCAGGCUCCAGAAAGUAUCUGAAAAGUUCCCCGCAGGCGCAGGGGUGUCCGGGGCAGUGCUUGCCUGAGAGCAGAGGCGCAGGAGACCUCCCCCACCCGGAGCUCCGGGUGGGGAGUAGCUGACACCUGCCGGGCAGCCCCUUCUGUCCUGAUGAAGCCGGGGUUGCGGUGGGCUCGGGUCCCUCUAGCUCAGCAUCCCUUCCCUCCACCCUUCUCCCACUCAGGAGCAGCAUAAAGAGGAUGCAGUCCCGGCUCUGAGGGUGUGCGGGUGGGGUGCACAGAGGUCCUGAGGGAUGGGCCACACCUUCCCUUCUGAGGAAUCAGGGAUCAAGGCUGUUGUGGCUUGUGCACAGUCACCAUCUGAAGGUGGACCCUGAAAAUUUGGGGGACAGGGGAGGAUGGCAGCAAAAUGGCACACUGCAACCCCCAAUGGUGCAGGGACCGAGGAGCCCUGGAGACCCACCGCCAUCACAAGCCCAGAGGGCAGGAGCAGCUCAGGGCCCAUGGCUCCCGCAUGGUGGCCCGCCCUGGGGUCUCCACCCACACCAGCCCCCGGAGCCCAAGAGCUGCCACAGGGACCUGUGACAGAGGGCCAGGCUCACACAGGCAGGGAAGCUUGACUUUCCCACAAUAUACUGAAUAAACCUGCACAGGGCUGGGGUCCUUGAGACUGACUCAGGGUCUCUGACCUUUACGUCCACACGUGGCCCAAAGAAGGCUCCCAGGGAGACAAUAAAGAGUAAGGGACGGGCCUGGGGUCCCACAGCAACACUCGCCUGGCUCCCAGCGCUGCCCAGCCCAGGGCUCGGAGGGGGAAGAGGCCAUCACACAGGAUCUGUCACACAACGGGCUGGAAGUGACCUGUCCAGAAUGAGGGCGCAGUCCAGGAUGGCCCACUGUGCGCUGUGCUCCAGCCUACACCCC
Molecule: messenger RNA, 6028 nt
Organism: Manis pentadactyla (Chinese pangolin)
Lineage: Eukaryota; Metazoa; Chordata; Mammalia; Pholidota; Manidae
Product: spermatogenesis-associated protein 31E1-like
Exons: 2
Coding region: 1640-3412 (590 amino acids)
Source: RefSeq, a predicted model, not a curated record